Paramecium sonneborni is the source of this 1978-nucleotide messenger RNA. Lineage: Eukaryota; Ciliophora; Oligohymenophorea; Peniculida; Parameciidae. The record is from the annotation of a GenBank genome assembly.
AAUGGCUGAUUAAUUAUUCUUUUAUCCACUUUGUUCUUUAGAGCGUAAAUUUCCUUAUCUUUACGUACUUGAGAUUGCAGGAGUACAUACCUUACAUUAUAUUCUUAGAUAAAAAUAAUGUGGAGUUAAGGAUUCCCUCUUAAUGAUCUAUUGUAUUUAACUAUUCACUAGAAACUCAAGAAAGUCAAAUUAAAUGAAUCUAAAGAUUAUUCAAUUAAAGAAGGAGAACACUUAUUUAUGAAUAACACUGUUAGAUUUGAUUUACAAUUCAUUAAUCACAUUAUUUUUAAUGAGAUUGAUGUAUUUCUUGUUUGCACAUAAAUAGAUCUUUUAUUGCUUAAUUACUUGGUUAAAUUAAAGUAAUUCAAACCUUAAAUUAUAUGCACAAAUGCUACUUAUCUUUUAGGAUAACAUUUCAUUAAAGAACUUUAUUAAUGGUCAGAAAUUAGAAAUAGACAUUUCUAUUCAUUCUAAGAAAAUUAUAACAAAGAAGAAGAAUCUUUCAAAGUAUUUGAAGAAUUAUAUUAAACAAACUAUUAAGAAUUUACAGAAGCAUUUCCAUUUAAAGAAAUAGAUUGUACACUUGUCAAUUAUGGAUAAAUUGUUAAAAUUCCAUUACUUCAAGUAUUAUUAUAACUAUCUAGAUAUAAGAAGUAAUAGCAAUUGAAUCAUAAUCCACUGGAACAGGAAUUGGAGAUUCAUCAUUCAUAAUAUCACUUGGAAAUUAUUUCAAAAUUGCUAUUGCCAAUGGUCUUAAUAAUACUAAUUUUAAUUUUGUUCAUAAGGAAAUAUCAUUAAAAUUAAAAGAUGUUGAUUAUCUCAUUUAUGGUCUUCCAUAAAAUAGAAUUCAUCAAUCAUUUUUAUCUAAAACCUAUGAACUUUUAUAAUAUGGCUUAAAUGUUGUCAUCCCAUUCAAUUCAUAUUAAACUAUUCUUGAUUUAUAAGAUGAAAUGUAAAUAUUAUUAUUAUUCUAAAUAGCGAUGAUAAUUUACAACAUAAAUGUUUUAAAAUAUUCAUAAUCAGCUCAGAAUUUCAUAAUUAUACUCUGAUAGCUAAUUCAUUAGUUGAGUACCUAAAUAAGAAAUUAUAAUAAAGUAUUUUGAAAGAUAACCCUCAAAAUCCUUUUAACAAGAUUUUGUAUUUAAUAAAAGCAUAAAAAAUAAUUGUUGCACCUUCUAUUGAAAAAAUAAAAUUUGAAGGGUUUUCUCUUAAAGAAACUUUGAAAGGAAUAACACCAAGUGUUUUUUUUAUUUUUGACAGUAGUCUUAGAUUGGCUUAAGCUUUAUUUCUCUUUGAUCUACUUGAACAAAUAGGUUAAAUGACAACAAUUUAUACCCAAAAAAUCAAUAAUACAGAUAUAACAUUUGGUUUAUAAUUAAUUGAUCCUGAUUUCUAUGAUGAAAAAUUAUUACAUUAAAUCAGAUCCUCGUAUAAAUUUAGUCUUGCUUAAGCACCUAUUAGUAACUAACCUUAAUUUAUUCCUUGGCCAGAUUCUUACAUUAAGACUUUUUUAAUUCCAGAAUCAACUACAAUUUAAACAAAAUCAAUAGUGCUUAAUUAUAAAAUGCUUUAAAAAAUAACUUUAAAAAUCAGUUAAAUUAUUGUCCCAAUAAAACCAUAAUUAAUUGGUUCUGGAAAAAAUAUCAUCGGUAAUAUAGAACUUAGUAAUGUUAAAAUGAAUAUCAGUGAUAAUAAUGAGGCAGAAUUUAAAAAAUCUAAUCCUCCUGAUAUUUAAUAUAUAGUAGGUAACAUUUCAGAAGAAACAAUCAGAAAAAUCUCUGAAGAAAUUCAAAAAUAUAUUGGUCUCUUUCCAAGAUACUCAUCCCUAGAAAAUAUUGAAUUUAUUAAUGUAGACAACCAAAUAUGUGCAAAAGUUGAGAUUUUAUAAAAUGAAACUAAGGUUUAUGCGAAGACAUAAGAUGAUAUUAAGAGAAUAUCUGAUAUUGUAUUUAGAUGUUUAGCUAUUCGCAAAUUAUGA